Messenger RNA from Austrofundulus limnaeus, 1683 nucleotides. It is a transcript of the gene ska1, whose product is annotated as spindle and kinetochore associated complex subunit 1. Lineage: Eukaryota; Metazoa; Chordata; Actinopteri; Cyprinodontiformes; Rivulidae. Gene Ontology annotation, biological process: regulation of microtubule polymerization or depolymerization; chromosome segregation; mitotic cell cycle. The record is from RefSeq and is a predicted model, not a curated record. Gene Ontology annotation, cellular component: outer kinetochore; mitotic spindle; spindle microtubule. Bases 150 to 875 code for a protein of 241 amino acids. Gene Ontology annotation, molecular function: microtubule binding. The transcript has 7 exons.
AGCAGUUGAACGGCGCAUGCGCAGAGGUUUCGCACACUGUUUGAAAUGAACAAGAAGGACGCCUGAGUUGAAAGACGUAUUUUUUUUUUUUUUUUAUCUAACAUCGGAAACAACGAGCGGGAGGGACGAACAUCCACGGAAUAAAGACAAUGGGUGACCUCGAACGCAUCAGCCUUCAUGUUCAUGAUAAAAUCUCAGCCUUGCAGAGAAUGUUGGACCUGUCAGCUGCUGAAUUGCCUCAGCAGAAAAUAAAAAAACUGGGACAGGAACUAUUGGUACUUGGCAGACUUAUGGAGGAGUUUGAACACUGUGUUGAUCAACAGAAAGAGCAGCUGAAGCAUCUGAAGGACCUUGAGAAGUUCUUCCAGGUGAACGUGGAGGUUGUUCAGCAGAUGAAGGACAACAUACCAGCUCACAUUCCUCACAGAAAAGGCCCCGUCAGUGGAAAUGAUGCUGUGAUGAACCAGAACCAGGCAGAAACUGUUAAGAGGCCCAGCAGGACCGUGGUUAAAGAGAUGGAAUAUGUCACCGUGCCGGAAUUUGAGAGCAUUCCUCAGUACAUGAGAGGACGGGUGACAUAUGAUCAGCUGAACGUUGUGGUGGACAGCUUUAACACUGCUUUGACAGCCAAGUACAAAAUCCUCAGCCAGUCCCUGAAGACCCUCAACAACCAUUCACGCAAGCUGCAGGAGCGCUUCAAAAACCAGGAAACCAAAGAUACAAAAGGUUGGUAUUUUAUUGUGGAGGAUGACAUCCGUGAAUUCACUCAGACGAAGGUGGACAAGCGUUUUCAGGGGAUGCUGAACAUGCUGCGACACUGCCAGCGCCUGCGGGAGCUCAGAGGAGGAGGACUGGUCCGUUACGCCCUGUCAUGAUCCUCAUAGAAUCAGUUUUAUAUCUAUUCUCAGCAUCUGGCUGUGAGUUAAACACAUUAUACAUACACAGGUUUUGUUUUUAACCUUUUGAUGGAUACACAUUAAACAGAAUAAAACUUUGUCACAUUAGUUGUUUUUAAGACUUGUGCUAGUUUGUAAAAUAAAAGUUGGCUUUAUAUAAAAUUCAUACAUCUGUGUAAAAAUAUUUGUUCUAUAACAAAAAUGUAUUUUUAUCUGUUUUAUUCUAGUGAUGGGCAGUUAAUAGUUUGUAAGUUAGGGUAUUUAAUAUCUUUCCUGUUGCAGGUAGGCCUGUCACGAUAACAAAUUUUUCUGGGCGAUUAAUUGUCUCACAAAUUAUUGCGAUAAGCGAUAAUAUUGCCUGAUUAGGCUGACCCCUCCACUCCUGAACAGGAGGCUCGUGUGCAGCGGAGCACAGAGAGGGAGAGAGAGGAAGUAAACAAACAAGCAGGAAAAUGAAACUUAUCGUCCUCAUUUUUUUACCGACCUCAAAAAAAAUUAUCGUGCAAUUAAUUGAUUUAUUGUCUAUCACGACAGGCCUAGUUGCAGGUAGCUCUCUGAACAACCUCAGUUUAAAUGAACUGUUUAAUUCUGACAGGAUUGAUGAGGAGCACACUAAGGUCAAACUAAAUGUAACAAUUCGUAAGAGUAAACUAUUUUAUCCAAGCCUGUUUUAAAAUGUCAAUAAUCAUGUUCCCACCAGCUAGUAAGUAGUAUCCCAAAAGGUUUUUGCUUUGUGUAAUUUCUUUUUGUUUUGACCAGUAAACUUAGUAAAUUGUCUUUAACAUGU